UACUCGUGUCCACGAUAAAAUCUCACGUUGCACAACACAAUGGCCACAUAGCCAUCAUAAACAAAAAAUGUUAAGCAACCUAGCAUUCCUGUUUAUUCGCUUUUUAGAGGCACUUCUCUAACUUGGAUCCUUCGUCUUGGUUUCUUUUCUCAGUCUGUUCAGAUUCUGUAUAACGUUGAGGAAAGAAGAGUGCGCAACAGCACAAACUGUGCGCCGUGAAUGAUUUUUUGCUGUAUGCGAACGGAGGAGAAUCAAACAGAGCGCGAAGAAUGAAGAAGAAUGAUGCAGUGACAAUAAAAAUCGGAUUUUUGCAUCCGCAGAUAACCGCAGCAAUGAAUUUAUAAAAAAACGCUGGUUGUAAAGCUCGUGCGGCGGGAAGGCGGUAACAGUUAUCGUGACCACGAUAUCACUGGAGACUACGCAUGUAGGAUUUGUUAUAUGUUAUAUUAAGCCAGAGCAUAAAAUACCCGCCGCAUCGCUUUCAUAAUGCGGGCGUGAGAAACAUACUGGGGGGCGCACACACGGCCGUGGGGUUUAAAGUGCAACGGUGGGCCAGUGAACGGGUCUCUUCAGGUCCAGGGGGUGUGUGCGACACUAGGGCACCAGCAUGUCGAACCGAAAACACCGGGACAACCAAGAGAUAUGCGCCCGAAAGGUCCGGGAGCUUGCCCAGACGGGAGUGAACAAGCAUUGCUUCGAGUGCAGUCAACCUGGGGUGACUUACAUCGAUAUCACGGUGGGAUGCUUCGUAUGCACAUCAUGCUCUGGAAUGCUGAGAGGGCUAAACCCACCUCACAGAGUUAAGUCUAUUUCCAUGACAACCUUCUCCCAACAGGAAGUGGAGUUUUUGCAAAACCAUGGCAACGAGGUUGGAAGGAGAACCUGGCUCUGCAUGUUUGACCCAAAAACGGAUGGCUGUUUUGAUGCACGUGACGCACUGAAGCUAAAAGAGUUUCUACAGGAAAAAUACGAGAGAAAGAAAUGGCAUUUCACUAAAAGCAAGAUUCGCAGAGAUGCAGAGACUCCAUGGGGCCCUGGGGUUCAGGCUGUUCCAGCUCCACAUGGGCCCGCUCAAAGUCAGCCUCCACCUGGACAUCCUCAUAUCCCCACAGCCAGGCCCACUCGAACACUGUCCCAGUCCCAGUUGUCAGUAUGGGACAGAGGUCCUGUUGUAUCUCCAGCUGAUAGCCAUACUGAAGUGUUCACUGCCAGACCAACUCGCUCUCAAAGCUUUAGAGACCAUCCCAUUAAAGACACAUUAUUAAGUGGAGUGGAAAGACAGAGACCAGGGAGCAUUUCUUCAGGAAUAGGACCACAUAGUCAUCUCUCUUCCUUCCCUGCCCUUCCACGUCCUUCAGCAAGCAGCACCUUCAAAAACAGCUUUACUUUAGGUCGCACUCUGUCAACUGGAGGUGGCGCUCCAUUCAGGACCGUACCUAAAUCGCUUAGUUUGGAUUUUGGGGGUCUAAGCCACGCCCACAACACGCUAAGUUCUGCUGCUCCGCCCCCUGCCACUCAGGAUAAGUAUGCAGCCUUAUCGCAGCUUGACAAGGUGUUCACAGACAACACACCCGUCACAACAAUUUCAACAACUCCCUCUGAUGGACCCCCUCAGUAUAACACCCUAUUUGGUAACCGACUGUCUACAAGUUCGACACCUGCAAGUUCCCCAGGUGUUCCAGAGGCAACCUCUGGAUCUCAAACGUUUUCAAAUUUUUCAAACCCUUUCAAUUCUACAGCAAGUUGCACCCAGCCUGUUUUGUCUCCCAGUAACCCCUUCAAAAGCACAGCCACAGAUGACGCCUCCUCCUCAGCUGUGUUUCUCCAGUCUGUCUCUUUUCCUGCUCCCACCACCCAAAGUGCUUUUUCACAGCAACAGUCUAAUAACCAAGAAGCGAAUGGUUUGAAUUCCUUUCCUGCGCCUGAGUCCAAGCCCAAAGUCCCACGACCAAUGUCUGUCAACCCUUUUACAGGGAAUGUUUACCCUAGCAGAGGAGCAUCACUCAACCCCUUCAUCUGAUCUUGAACCAGUUAGAAAGAGAGAGAGAGAGAGAGAGAGAGAGAGGGAAAGAGCGCGCUCCACCAGAGAAUAACAAUACCCAACACUUCUGUCUGAUUUCUGCCAUCAGUAUGUGUGUCGGUGUGGGUGUUUGUUUGUUAGCUUAUAGUAUACAUGUAACAAUUUUUUUCAAACUUUGUUGUGUGUGUGUGCGCGCGCGCACGCGCGUGUGUGUGUGUGUGUGUGUGUGUGUGUGUGUGUGUGUGUGUGUGUGUGCACCUUUCUGUACCAGAUGCUAUAAAUCAAGCUGUGUAAGUAUGUGUGUUUGUGUGUGUGGGUUUUGCCAGGAUCAGAAUUGUUCUGAUAGCAGGAGAAACUCAGGUGAAAAGGUGCUUAUGAGAACCAUUAACACGCGCACACACACACAAACACACACACACAUGCUGCUGCUUUGACUUUGUAUUACAUCCACAAUGUAAAUUGCAUUAGCCAACAUCUCCCUAUACAGUGUCCUUCAAAAACUGAGGUUGGCACAUUACAGAAACAGUAGUUUCAGCCUCAGACGUCACGCCCACAGAACUGAAGGUCUGGCUAUGCGAGACUACAGAAACCGUAGCAAAUUUAAGCUCUACGUAAUGCAGUUUUGCUCAUUUGAUUUAUACUGUUUGUUCCAGAGCAUGUUAAUACAAUGGCAUAAAUUAUCCAGGCUUUCCCUUUACUUUUCUGUCUGUGUAUGUAUGUUGGGUUUGUUUCUAUUUAUUUUUUAUGUUUAUAAUGUAAUUGUGUUACUUUGCAUUGUCGGACUGCAUGCGCUUAACAAGAGCAGGAAGUUGCCGAAUGUACUGCAGAUUUAGUAUGGAGGAAAAGUAUAUGGACCAAAAAUACUGUCAAAUACAGUCAACUUUCCUGUAUAUUGUUGAGAUUGUUUAUUUGAAAAAGAUUAAUAUCGAAUGUCUUUGUAUUGAGCUGUAUCCAUAUGCAUAAAGCUAAGUGUUGCGUCAAUGUGUUUCUUAUUGUCUAUGUGAUGCAAAUCAAUUUAAAUUUGCUGCUUUUGAAUUUUCAUGCAAUAUCUUUUUUAAAAAAGCAUCAUUUAUAUUUUUCUGUGAAGAUCUAUAUCACAUUAUGAAUGUAUUUGCACUCUAUGAACAUUAGGGCUUUCAACUUAAAAUUAAAAUGAAAUAUAUUAAUUUCA
Molecule: messenger RNA, 3191 nt
Organism: Paramisgurnus dabryanus
Lineage: Eukaryota; Metazoa; Chordata; Actinopteri; Cypriniformes; Cobitidae
Source: RefSeq, a predicted model, not a curated record